Rhopilema esculentum is the source of this 3858-nucleotide messenger RNA. RefSeq lists its product as uncharacterized. Gene Ontology annotation, biological process: regulation of secretion; protein dephosphorylation. The record is from RefSeq and is a predicted model, not a curated record. Gene Ontology annotation, cellular component: secretory granule; synapse. NCBI's taxonomy places the organism in Eukaryota, Metazoa, Cnidaria, Scyphozoa, Rhizostomeae, Rhizostomatidae. Gene Ontology annotation, molecular function: protein tyrosine phosphatase activity.
AUACCGAAAAUUCUCUUGACAAUUCAACGAGCGAGAUUUGUAUUGCUAUGAUCAGCACGAAAUCUUCCGCUUUCUGGUAGCUUUCUGGUCAAUUUUGUGACAAGAAUGCCCGAUCUGAAGAAAAAUACGUAUUUUCCCAAAAGAGAGUGAGAUUUAUUGACGAAUUAUAAUGUUAUGAAGUCAUUAAAAUGGACAAGCUUGUUUCUGUUCGCUCUGGUUUUUUUUCUAAAUUGGUCGCACAGUUAUGGCCUCGACGUUGCCGGUUGUAACAAACUGAGGGAAAUAUGUCGGCAUCGUCUUCAGUGUAAUUUAGAAGUGGUUUAUAAGGAAUGUGGAAAAUAUAUGAAAGGAAAUGAAAUUCAAAAUGAGGAAGGGGACGCGCUACCGCCAAUGUCAUUGGUAAAGGUUUGGCUGUUUUUCCCAGAAGCGCUUAACCCGUAUCACAGGCAGUCAAACCGUGCCAAAAAGAGCCAUUUGCUGGUAGAAGAUGGACAGAAGGAUUCGGUGCCGCCGAUUUCGUUAGUUGAUCAAUGGCCAUUUUUAUCGCAGUCUACAAAGGGCUCAAUCGAUCGAGAAAGGCAUAAAAGCGACAGAAAUGAUCACGUGGAAAGCAACAGACGCAAAGAUGAAAGCGAAGCUGCUAGAGAAUAUAUUGUCGAUGAAGAAGAAUAUGCGAACGAUGAUGAUGUCAGUUUAGAAAGAGUUCGGCGUCUGUUGAAAGACUUUGACGUCAACGGUAAACCGGAGGAUGCGGACGAUGAGAAUAAAUCACAAGAUUUUACUAAAGCAGGUAAAGAUCACGAUGGGAACGAAGAAGAUGAAUGGCAUGCACAUAGCUCAUCUCAAAAUACAAUUUCCAACAAGAAGGAUUACGACAUAUAUCGUUUGAAAACUUUGCAGAAUGAUGAGCAUUUGCAAUACAUUCUUGGUGUUGUUGAGCGUGCAAGAGAGCUGCUGAAGAGAGAUAAUGAUGAAAAUGAUGAUAGCAAAGAGCGGGAGGAGACUGCCGCGCAUCCUGAUGUUCCCAAGAAGGCGUUUGCUAAAGUUUCUGAUCAGCCUCGAAAAGCAAAUAGAGAAUCUAGUCAUGUCGAGGCUGGUUUAUCAUCUGCAUCACCGGAAGAACAUCUGCCUGAAGGAAAACUGCCUAAGAAGAACGAGGAAACACAACCUGUGAUCAGAAAAGAAGCUGUGCAUUCAAAAGAAUUCAAAGAUCAAAACAAAGAGCAUCUGGGAUUCUCAGAGAUUCACCUCGCAGCUGAUUCACAAGCACAGCUGCAUACAGAAAAUGAUAAGGAAUCUCCUGAUGCGAGAUCACAGGUACUCCAAGAUCGAGGCCAAGCAAAUAAGGAGGAAACGCAGAGGCGAGAGCGAGACAACGAAAAAAAGCACUUCUUCCAAUCAGUUCUAAAGGACGACCGCGAUCUCGAUCAAAAUCUGUCUGCAGAUUCGAAGCCAGUGAAGCAAACGUUGACAUUGCAGUUUACUGAACGUGUUAAACCGGAAAAUCUAAAAACAGUUGGCAACCAAGUGCAAAAGGUCUUAUGGGGAGCGAAUUCAAGUCAGCAAAGAAUCUUGACUAGAGCAAAGAUUGAUCCAGACGAUCACAAAAAGGUUCAUUUUCGUGUACAAACACCGCAGGGCAGUUCUAACUCAGGGUUUGAUCCAAGCAUCGUAGCUCACAAAAUUAACACAGACGCGUCUCUAAGAAGCAACAUUUCAAAGGCUACUGGUCUGACCUUAGUUCAAGCCAAGAGUUCUAGAGUUAAUGCAAUUAGGCUACCAAAGGACAAAAAUUGGGACGAAUUCGCAAUAAUCACAGCGAUCGUUGGCGGCUGUACUCUGGGUUUGAUUGUUGCAUCAGUUCUCAUUUGCUCACUUAAAAGGCGGUUUAGUGGCAAGCUUCCAAUAGAACUGCAGAAGAAAGAGGCUCUGAAGGAUUACGAGGAACUCUGUAGAACCCAAAUGGCAGUAAAUGAGACUUCCCCAAGAACAACCAAAGCUAUAAAUGCAGACAGGCAAAGGCAUGGGCUUGUUGACGGCCAAGGAAAAUAUACAAAGAAAACAUGGAGAGAAGAACCAUUCGGUUUCAACAUGGAUAUUUCAACUGGGCAUGUUAUCCUGGCAUACAUGGAGGACCAUUUGAAAAAUGAGGAUAAACUUAGCCAGGAAUGGGAGGCACUCUGUAACUAUAAAGCAGAUCAAGAAGAAACAACUGCUGGUAAAGAUAGCAAAAACACUGGAAAGAAUAGAUACAGCAACGUGCUACCAUAUGAUCACACGAGGGUAAAGUUAAGAGAAACAUCCAACGUUUUCCAUUCGGAUUACAUCAACGCCAACUUCAUCACUGACACAGAUCCGCGCAACCCAUCGUACAUAGCUACGCAAGGACCCCUUGACAACACGGUGGCAGAUUUUUGGCAGAUGAUCUGGGAGCAGGGUGUGGUUGUGAUUGUCAAUUUAACUCGACUGUCAGACAUGGGCCUGCCACAAUGCCACAGAUAUUGGCCAGAAGAAGGGAGCGAAGUGUACAAUAUUUAUCAGGUGCAUCUUAUAUCAGAGCAUAUUUGGUGUGACGACUAUAUUGUCAGAAGUUUUUAUCUAAAGCAUUUAGUGACUCAAGAAACACGGACAAUAACACAGUUUCAUUUUCUGACCUGGCCAGAUUUGUCAAUUCCAGAGAGUGCAAAGCCGCUGUUGGAGUUUAGGAGGAAAGUGAACAAAUGCUACCGAGGGCAGGCCUGUCCGAUAGUUGUUCAUUGCAAUAACGGGGUCGGAAGGACUGGCACUUAUGUUCUUAUUGAUAUGGUUCUUAAAAAAAUGAUCAAAGGAACGAAAGAAAUUGAUAUAGCAGCAACUCUAGAGCACAUACGAGACCAGCGGCCGGACAUGGUGAAGACAAAGGCUCAAUUUGAAUUCUGCCUUGCUGCUGUCGCAGAGGAGAUAACUGCUAUUCUGAGCUCAUUAUCAAAUUAGAUGUACAGAAAUAUGACUUGUAUGAGGGUUUAUUUAUGUAAAUUGUAGCUAUUUCCGUUAUUUUCCUCAUUUAUCUGAUAUACUGGCAGGCUAGAUCAGAAUCAUCUUUGUCUUAGUUUUAGUACUAUAAAUGGCAGCCUCAUCUCCCAACUCGAUAUGUUUUAUUUGCCUCCAUAAUUAUGCAAAUUCAAAGUUUUGCAUAUUUAGAAAAUAUUAUGGAAGGGAAGCUUUUAAUAUUAACUGAUUAAUCCAGUAGCGAUCAUUAAACCAAUCAAGAUAUCGUCUUGAUUUACUACAAUAUCUCUAACAUUUUCUCAAUAAAAGAUUCUCAAUAAUUAGAACAUGCCUAGGGUGCUUCGUUAUUCCUCUAGAGAAAAGGGUAAGAUGGGUAAGAAUAAGAGUAAUGGGAUUAAUCUAAUUUUUUUCUGAAAAUUUCGUUAAUUACCUCAUGUUUUUGCUUGUAGUGUAAGGCAAAGGCAGAUAUACCUAUGUAUGGUGUUUUGGUUUGUGGCAUCAAAAAUAAUUUCCCAGAAUAAAUUGCCUUUUUGCUUAUUCUUGUAUGCUUUCUGCAUCAUAUUAUUGAUGCUUAGUAUAUAUAGCCAAAUAUGUGUCGUUUUUUUGUUCAAAAGAUCCUGCCUCAAUCCGGUCUCUGUUGUAUUUAUCGUGAACAUUUUUUCCUGUGUGUGCCGGCUUAUUUAAUUAUAUGCAAUAUGACUGUGAUUCCAUUCCACUCUUCUUGUUCUUAGCAUAUGUUUUCAAUUUUUCUUUUUGAAGAUGAUCUAGCAAAUUGUAAGAUGUUUUAAGUUCAUUGCGAGUACAUUAUAAAUCGGUCAAUCCCUGUAAAGAGCUCAUUUUUGUCAAUUAUAAUUCAACAGCAUGGAACAA